AUGGCAGUAUCUAGCAGGAUACAAAAGGAAACUCAACGCAUGCUUCAGAAGCCAGAUCCAGGAAUUAGCGCCACUCCCCAUGAAGAUAACUUGAGAUAUUUCAAUGUUAUCAUCGCAGGACCGCAAGACUCUGCUUAUGAUGGUGGAGUUUACAAAUUAGAGCUCUUCUUGCCGGAGGAAUAUCCAAUGACUCCUCCGAAAGUGAGAUUUCUCACAAAGAUUUAUCAUCCCAAUGUAGACCGUCUGGGAAGGAUCUGCCUUGAUAUCCUCAAGGAUAAGUGGAGCCCUGCUUUGCAGAUCCGAACGGUUCUUAUCAGCAUUCAAGCACUUAUGUCAGCUCCGAACCCAGAUGAUCCUCUCAACAACGAGGCCGCAGAACAUUGGAAACGCAAUGAAAAAGAAGCUCUUGAUAUGGCAAAAUCUUGGAAUCGGCAGUAUGCCAUGAACUGA
Guillardia theta CCMP2712 is the source of this 450-nucleotide messenger RNA. RefSeq lists its product as hypothetical. The transcript has 3 exons. Lineage: Eukaryota; Cryptophyceae; Pyrenomonadales; Geminigeraceae. Bases 1 to 450 code for a protein of 149 amino acids. The record is from RefSeq and is a predicted model, not a curated record.